AUGUGGCAUGUUCCGGUGAAAGCAGAGUGCUUGUUCUGUCGAGAUGCGAGGCCGGGCAGACGACGCCACCACCACGAUGCGUUGGUGGCACCACAGUUCUCUCCGCUACCUCGAGCAGAAUCAGAUUUGAAGGGCAAGGCACUCCUGGGAGCUACGCUGCCAGAGUAUCCCCUUCCAGCCGUGCCAGAGGCUGUCUGUCAGGCCACAAAGCCACUUGGUGCGUCGAGGGCCACGUGUGGACGUCCUGGGGAGCCGCCGAACAAGGUGUGCCUGCUCGUCUCCAGCGACCUUGAAGGGUUCCUUCCGUACCGGCUUCUGAUUUCAGAAGAGAAAGGUUUGGAUUUCGCUUCCUUGACACCGUGUCCAGACUUCGCAUUGGAUCCACCGGACAUUGUCCAGGUGCAGAGGCUGCCUUGGGAGGCCUGGCGCGACGAUCGGCCUUUCAGCGAGCUACGGAGGAGGAUAGAAGCCAGGAGGGACCUGCAGAGCACCGGAGAAUGGAGCUUGCAGGAUCGCCUGUGGCCACCGUAUUUUCACCUGAUCCAUCUUUUAGCACGGGAUGAGACGUCGACGGAGGGCAGUCUGCCAAAGCUUGUGGACAGCUCUGUCCUGAUAGGCGUGCAAUCUGAAGCUUUGGCUGAGGAGCUGGUUCGCAGCUGCAGAGUGCUGAAGAAGCGCCGUGCGCUGCAGGCCAAGGCUGACAAAUUGUGCGGCAAAUUCAUCGUGGGCGGCAACUGGAAGUGCAAUCCCGCGACGCUGCGCGAGGCCAACACACUCCUCAAAGAUUGGAAGAAGAUGCUUGGCAGAGAGGACAUGGGCAAAGUGGAUGUCGUGAUCUGUCCACCGGCCCUUUGGAUGUUUUCUCUGAAUGAGUCCAUCCAGGCCCUUGACAUGAGCACCUGCGCGCAGAAUGUUGGCAAAAAUGAUGCCGGUGAGUGGACUGCGACCAACCUGCUAGAUAUCGAGCCAUGGAUGUUCUUACACACUGCUGGUGUCAACAAAGCCAAGAACAUCUCCUGGACCCUCAUCGGGCACUCGGAGCGGAGAACGAAGUACGGCGAGACGGACGCUGAUGUUGCAGAGAAGGUCGCGAAAUGCCAGGACGCGGGGGUCAAUGUCAUCCUUUGCAUUGGCGAGACCUUGGAGGACUGGGACAAGAUCGUGAUCGCUUACGAGUCUGUGGCAACGCCAGAUCAAGCGGAGGAAACGCAGGCGGCCAUCCGAGCCUACCUCAAGGAGGCAGCUGGUGCUGCUGUGGCCGACAAGGCUAAUUUUGCGGUGCCGGCGCCUCUUCAGAUACCGUGUGGCAUCCCCGUCUAUGCGAGAGCGCCGUCGCCCUUCUCUCGAUCACUUUCGCCUGCGCGGAGUCCCGUCCCUGCCAGCACCAGCAUGCAGCAUGUUCGUACUGUCCAGGGGCAGUUUCAUGCGGCACAGACGCCGCAGGAACCCGCCGCAGCCGCCACACAGCUGCGAGCUGCAUCUCCAUCUCCACUGCCCAGGCCAGAGCGUCAUCUAAGUCCCGCUCGGGCUCGGGCGACCCCCUGCUACAACCCGGCACCCCAGCCUUCAUCGUACCUUCUUCAUGGCCAAACCCUCCCUCCGAGCCGGGCGACUCUGCCGGCGAAUUGCCAUGGAACAUCCGAGACGAGCCAGCAAGCAAUGCUGGAGGCACUCUGGAGGCGCACUUCAGCCAUUGCAGAGGAUUGUGCCCGCUGGAACCAAGUUCUGCGGCAGAAAGAAAAGGAAGCAUCAGAGCUUGCAGGCUUGAUCCGCAAUUUCACUGAAGAGUACAUGGCACCUGUGGUGCCCCAGCCAUCGCAUCAAGGGCAAGCUCAGCCCGAAGAUGCUCUCGCUGGCCGGACUGUCUCGCCAGCUCCGCAGCUGAAAGUGCGGCUUGGUCCUCCCCCGGACCGAGGCUUCUCGGAUGAGAUGCAGCUAGCGGGGCCCGUGCAGUUGCCAGCCACAGGCCCGAAUGGACGCAUGGAGAUCUCCGUACCAGAGUCGGAAGUCGCAGACAGAGACAUCUACACUAGCUUCUCGCCUGCACGCACUCAGCAUGCCGACAGCUUUCGCGAAGGUGCUGAGAAGCCAGAGACAGAGGUAGCCAAAGAAGCUGUAGAAUCAGCUUUGGCGCUGAGCAAGGAGAGUGCCCUGCCUGACAUCAACCAUGAUGAAAUAUUCGUGGCCUCUCAUGUAGAGAAGUUCGAUGAUGCUUUUGCAGAAGGUGAAGGAGAAGAGGGGGAGCUUUUUGCCAAGGUCCGGGCGGCUUUGUCACGUGUUGUGGGUGGUGAAGCUGCCAGUGCACUUCAUGACCCAGCGACAGUUCUUAUCCCCGCAGGGUGGGAAGAAAACAUGUUCAUCCCCGGAAGCUGGGAGGAAAAAGCUCGACCACCCCCCGAGCCUGCCCCGCAAGAGCAUGGUCUCUCACCCUUCACUACCUCCGUUGGUGGAUCCACUAUGGCUGCCGAGCAGGACCCAUCUUCGGAGUUUGCUGGGAUUUUCCCUACCGAAGCCGAAGAUCAGUCAGCCUUGAGUGCAGAGCUCACAGGGCACGUGGAGGAUGCCCAUGCAGGGCACGCAGGACACGUGGAGCCUGCAGUGCUACCUGAAAAAGUCGGCCACCCAGGCCCAGCCUCAGCCAUCAUCUCCGAAUGCCUCUCUGCGGUCAGCUGCGAGUCCAUGGCUUUGUCUCAGGAGGCUAAUGCUGUGCACAGCACAGAGCUGGAGGCUGUGAAGUCGGAAACAGGUCACACCAGUCACACCAGCGAGCGUGCUGCAACGGCACCUGCGCUUCCAGCGGAGGCUCUGGGCAAACCCGCCCACACAUCAAAGCCUGAUGCACACUUGGACCGGGCAACUUCACGGAUUUCACAUAAUUCACCAGCCACUGCGGCUCCAAAGCAGAGCCGAUCCGAGCGCGGGCGUGCGCUCCCGCAAGCAAGCACCCGCACGCCGGCAGAUCCCUGGGUGCCACUUCGCAAAAAGGCAUCUGUGGGAACGCCCCAGGCAAAAGCACACGCUGCAAAGGCCCCCGAAAGCCAGGACCGCAUGGGGACGCGCUCCAGAAGAAGCCAAGCCUCCACUUCGACAUCACCGCUGAGGACUUCACCGAACAGGAGCGGCAGCUCAUCUGCGCUUCCAAUGACACCGGACGCUCAGCUCAGCCAGAAGCAACUGAGGUCCUACCUUCGAAGCCUUGCCAGACCCCGCACGCCCAGCCCUAUGAACCCAAAACGGGUGAGAAUUCAGUAUGGUGGCAGCGUCACUCCCGACAACUGCGCCGAGUUGAUCACGAAGCCGAACAUCGACGGAUUCUUGGUGGGCGGUGCAUCGCUGAAGCCCACAUUCAUGGACAUCGUGUCCAAGGCCGGGGAAGUCAUGACAUGCCUGCGCAUGUGGCGAUGUGGAGACCGGGCUUUGUGCGAGAAGUCGAAAUCGGAGGUGGGGCCAUCCAAGAUGGUGGACACGUGGCCUAAGUACGAGGAGAAGAUGAAGAAGGUGGGCGAAGAGUUGAUAGCGGGGCAGCAGAUUGAGAUUCUGAAGGAAGACCUCAACGAAUCUGCCAUUGCGGCCUUCAAAUACAACUAUGGCGUUCUCGUCUCUGGUGCUGAUGUGAUGAUUCCAGAGAGCAAGCUGGACCCAGUCGACAAGCUGCCUGAGUACGAGAAACUGAAGGAGAAGCCAGAGACUUGCUGGCAACUAGCUCGUGCGUGCGACGGCGCUCGUUUUGUAUCAUCGCAUCAGGAUCCCAGGCUGUUGCGGAAGACCCUCAUCUUGAAGCUGAACGGAGGGUUGGGCACAGGCAUGGGCCUGGAGAAGGCCAAGUCCCUUCUCACGGUCACCGAGGGCAAUAGCUUCCUUGACCUGAUUGCAAAGCAGGUGGCAGCGACCAAAAAGACCUUCAAGACCGACCUGAAGUUCAUGCUUAUGAACUCGUUCUCGACUUCGCAGGCAUGUCCGGAUUGCGUGCAGCUGAUGACGAGGUUCGUGCAGAACAAGGCGCCCAAGGUCACCGAAAGCGACUUCUCGCCGGCCGAUUGGACCGCAGAUCCGGGGAUGGAGUGGUGCUACAGAUACAUGUUCGUCUCCAACUCGGACAACCUUGGCGCGACCAUGGACCUCAAGAUUCUGACUCACUUCGUGCAAUCCGGUGCUCCGUUCAUGAUGGAGGUCGCGGAGCGCACCGACAAGAAAGGUGGACACCUCGCGAAAGACAAGGCAACCGGCGGUCUCCUCCUCCGCGAGUCUGCUCAGUGCCCUGAAGAGGAUGAGAAGGAGUUUCAGAAUGUCGGCAAGUACAAGCCACCUGGCGCGCAGAUGUUUUUCAACACCAACAACCUCUGGGUGGACUUGGCAGCUUUGAAGAGGGAGUUCAGGAAGAAUGACGGAGCGCUGCCUCUUCCGGUCAUGAAGACGCUUGGUGGACCGUGUCUCUCUGUGAACUCGAAGACUGUGGACCCACGAGACAAGAAGUCCACAAAAGUUUUGCAGCUGGAGACGGCCAUGGGGGACCUCCUGGCGUUGCGAUCCGAUGCCUACCUGCUCACAGAGGACUUCACUGUCGUUCUUGCACCAGAACGAAAUGGAGUUCCUCCUGACGUCAAGCUGGAUGGCAUGUACAAGUUUACGGAUGCCAUGGAGGAGAAGCUCAUACCAAACGGGCCGCCGUCUCUCAUCGGAUGCAAAAAGCUCGUCAUUGAAGGACCUGUGAAACUGGCCAAGGGUGUUGUCUUCAAGGGCACCGUCACCGUGAAGAACACCAGCGGAGCAGAGAAGGUCCGCCUUCGAAGAGAUGAAAAUAGCAGCAGUUGCAGGAGGGGUGCAGCGACUCCGACUGAUCAGGAGCUGGCUGAGGGCGUCUAUGAAGACAAGACGGCGCUUCACUUAGCGGCCUUAGCACAAGACCAGGAGUUUCUUCUGAAAGACUCUGCUUGCCAGGUUGAGCUUUGA
Molecule: messenger RNA, 4950 nt
Organism: Symbiodinium sp. CCMP2592
Lineage: Eukaryota; Dinophyceae; Suessiales; Symbiodiniaceae
Source: the annotation of a GenBank genome assembly